Eriocheir sinensis (Chinese mitten crab) is the source of this 471-nucleotide messenger RNA. RefSeq lists its product as uncharacterized. The record is from RefSeq and is a predicted model, not a curated record. The coding region runs from base 75 to 431 and encodes 118 amino acids. NCBI's taxonomy places the organism in Eukaryota, Metazoa, Arthropoda, Malacostraca, Decapoda, Varunidae. The transcript is spliced from 4 exons.
ACUCGCAGCUCAUAGGGCGGCCUGCCUUCCAGAGGGCCUUGGGACUGGAUCGAAAGAUAUAUCUACUAGAAACAAUGAAGAGACACCGUCGACUAGCUCUGUUCGAUCAGAUGUCGGUUUCUCUCAACCAGGCCCCAGCGAUAUUGGAAGUUGUUCUCCACGGACGGGUCUCAGCGACGAAGCCAGUCAAAACCAAAGGGCUAUCUCCGAAGAAGGCGGGUCUGGUAGGCUCAGCCAUUGCCCCUCCUCUUCAGCGAUCGGUAGUGGACGAAAACGAAAACAAGCGAAUACAGGAACAAACGACACCUGCAGGAAAAAGCAAGCCCGUCGUGAGGGAUUCUCCCAUCCAAACAGUUCUCCACAGCCAGGGCCCAGCGGUUAUAACCCGGGACGGCCGGCAACAACACCCUCACCAACAUCCGGUGAAAUAAGCCAACAUUUCAACGGGGCCUUAACAACGAUCGACGUGCC